Messenger RNA from Meyerozyma guilliermondii ATCC 6260, 594 nucleotides. It is a transcript of the gene RHO1, whose product is annotated as Rho family GTPase. The transcript has a single exon. Gene Ontology annotation, molecular function: GTPase activity; GTP binding. Gene Ontology annotation, biological process: small GTPase-mediated signal transduction. The record is from RefSeq and is a predicted model, not a curated record. The coding region runs from base 1 to 594 and encodes 197 amino acids. Lineage: Eukaryota; Fungi; Ascomycota; Pichiomycetes; Serinales; Debaryomycetaceae.
AUGGUUCCUCCCCCAGCAGAAAUCCGCAGAAAGUUGGUCAUUGUUGGUGACGGUGCGUGUGGUAAGACAUGUUUGUUAAUUGUCUUUUCUAGGGGUACGUUCCCUGAGGUGUAUGUUCCAACUGUGUUUGAAAACUACGUUGCUAAUGUGGAGGUUGAUGGCAGAAAGGUGGAAUUGGCAUUGUGGGAUACCGCUGGACAAGAAGAUUAUGAUAGAUUGCGUCCAUUGUCAUACCCUGACUCCAACGUCAUUUUGAUUUGUUUUGCUAUCGACUCACCAGACUCGUUGGAUAACGUGUUGGAGAAGUGGAUCAGUGAAGUGUUGCACUUUUGCCAAAGGGUCCCCAUCAUUUUGGUUGGAUGUAAGGCUGAUUUGAGAAACAAUCCCAACACAAUCGAGCAGUUGAGACAGCAACAACAACAGCCCGUGUCCACGUCAGAGGGACAGGCUGUAGCCCAGAAGAUUGGCGCUCAAUACUUGGAGUGCUCGGCCAGAACUAAUGAGGGAGUUAGAGAGGUGUUUGAGGCUGCUACCCGUGCGUCGCUCAAGAUCAAUCAGGUCAGUGAGAAGAAGAAGAAGUGUGUGGUGUUGUAA